Molecule: messenger RNA, 6967 nt
Organism: Nothoprocta perdicaria
Lineage: Eukaryota; Metazoa; Chordata; Aves; Tinamiformes; Tinamidae
Gene: ASXL3
Product: ASXL transcriptional regulator 3
Exons: 14
Coding region: 1-6960 (2319 amino acids)
Biological process (GO): positive regulation of transcription by RNA polymerase II; animal organ morphogenesis
Cellular component (GO): PR-DUB complex
Molecular function (GO): peroxisome proliferator activated receptor binding; DNA binding; chromatin binding
Source: RefSeq, a predicted model, not a curated record
AUGGUGGUUGGGGAAUGCUUCCCAAAGAGCCGCACGGUGAACAACAGGUUAAAAAGAAAAAUACCACUGCACCUGCUUGCUGUUCUCAACGAAGUUAAAGCCAGAAUGGCAGGAARCUUCAUGCGGUGGCUGAAAGUUGCAAGGCUGACGCACAAAUGGGAGAGCAGCUCUGAUCCAAUGGGACCUACAAAUGAGACUAAUGGUCCCUCCGUUGCAGGGAGGUCCUCGUUUAGCAGGGAGCAGCUGCCCAGGUGUGCUGAGGGGCCUGUACUCAGGAAGAGAAACAGGGAAUCCUCCACAGCAUUGGAAAAAUACCCCAACUCACCAAUGACUGCAAAACAAAUAUUGGAAGUCAUUCAGAAAGAAGGGUUAAAAGAAACAAGUGGAACCUCUCCAUUAGCUUGCCUGAAUGCAAUGCUUCAUACUAACACUCGUGUAGGUGAUGGAACAUUCUUCAAAAUCCCUGGGAAGUCGGGACUCUACGCUCUCAAAAAGGAAGAAUCAACAUGCCCCAGUGAUGGAACAUUGGAUUUAGGAUGUGAAUCCGAGUUAGAUGGCACUGAAAUGGCUGAGACAAACAAUAAUAAUGGAGAUGAAAAUGGUGUUUGCCCAAAGCAGACAUCUGAAGAAAUGUCUUCCAAUCGUGAUUCAAGCCUUACUAAUGCACCCGUGCAAAGCAAGCUAGUAUCUUCCUUCCAGCAGCAYACAAAGAAAGCACUUAAACAGGCUUUAAGACAACAGCAGAAAAGAAGAAAUGGAGUCUCAAUGAUGGUAAACAAGACUGUUCCUCGUGUUGUUUUGACACCAUUAAAGGUGUCUGAUGAGCAGUCGGAUUCACCUUCAGGGUCUGAAUCUAAAAAUGGUGAAGCAGACGGUUCUGAUAAAGAGAUGAAAAAUGGGCAAAAGUCUCCAACUGGAAAACAAACAAGCCAGCACUUAAAAAGGUUAAAAAAAUCUGGUUUAGGACAUUUGAAAUGGACCAAAGCUGAGGAUAUUGACAUAGAAACGCCAGGAUCUAUUCUAGUGAACACUAACCUGAGGGCUUUAAUCAAUAAACACACCUUUGCUUCUUUACCUCAGCAUUUUCAACAAUACCUCCUCCUUUUGCUUCCAGAAGUAGACAGGCAGAUGGGAAGUGACGGAGUUUUGCGCCUCAGUAGUUCUGCUCUAAAUAAUGAAUUCUUUGCAUAUGCAGCACAAGGGUGGAAACAGCGAUUGGCAGAAGGGGAAUUUACUCCAGAAAUGCAGUUGCGCAUCCGACAAGAGAUUGAAAAAGAAAAGAAAACUGAACCUUGGAAAGAAAAAUUCUUUGAGAGGUUUUAUGGUGAAAAGUCGGGAAUGUCAAGAGGGGAAUCGAUGAAACUCACUGCAGUACAGAACAAUGACCAAGAUGAAAGCAACACUUUGUGUGGAUCUUCUGACACACCUGGUCCUUCUAAGCCAGCAGCCGUUGAGGAUCAUGAGCAGAAAGGUGCUAAAAUCCAACCAUUGCCAGAGAGGGAUCAUUGUGCACCUCUCUGUAAUAUGGAACAGGCUCCAGCCAAGGAGCUGGUGUCAGAAUCAGAAGAUGUCCUGAUACCUGAGGAAUCAAUCAUCCAGGAGGAGGUUGCUGAAGAGGUUGAGACGAGUAUUUGUGAAUGCCAGGAGGAGAACCAUAAAACAGAACAUGAGUUUUCUGAGGAGUCAGUCAGUCCAGCUGGCACAAAUGAAGAAUCAGAGGCAGCGCAGCUUGGAGACAGUGCUGAGUCUUGUGUCACGAUGAAUGAUGUAACUGAUACUGUAUCUCACAUUGAAAUUAAAGUGGAGUUGAAGUCAGAGUGCCCUCAGGAGGAGAUGUCAGUUGUGAUAGAUCAGCUGGAGGAUUGUGUAUCACCAGCACGAUCAGCCUCAUCCACAAACUCUGUCAGUGAUACAGCAGAGAAGGAUUCUGAGUCUGCGAAAGAGAUGAUUGCUCCAGAAAUCCCAAAUGUUGCUCUGGAAGGCUCCUUGUUCUCUGGUGGAGGCGUUGCGGUGGAUAUGGAGCUUCAAAGUGACCCUGAUGAACAACUGUCUGAAAAUGCCUGUAUUUCUGAAACUUCCUUUUCCUCUGAAAGUCCGGAAGGACCAUGUGUCUGUAUCGCCUCUCCUGGGGGAGACACUCAGUCAACCUCAGAGGAACCCUGUACUCCAGCAUCUCUUGAAACAGCUUGCUCAUCUGAAGUGUCCAGUUCUGAAAACACUGAAGGUGAUAUUCAGCAAAAGGCCACUGAUGAAAACUUGAAUACACCCUUGAUGUCAGAAAUUUCUCCAAUGUCCACCUCUCCUAUAACCUCAGAAGCAUCUCUUAUGUCAAACUUACCUUUAACAUCAGAGGCAUCCCCAGCUUCUAACUUACCUUUAACAUCAGAAACAUCUCCUGUAUCUGAUUUACCUUUAACAUCUGAGACAUCUUCAGUAUCUUCUGUUCUUCUGGCCUCAGAAACCUCUGUGGCAAAUAGUUUACCUCUUCCAUCAGAAACAUCUCCAAUUUCUAAUUCCUCYAGCAAUGAAAGACUUAUUUUGCAACAGAGGAAAUCACCGUGUUUGUCAGAUGACUCCCUUCCCACUUUGAAAGAAGAAAGCUCUACCAUUGCUGAGGUUGCUCAAGAGGAGGAUCUCGUUCUUCAGCCAAAGCAGCUUCAGAGUGCACCUGAAAAUAUGAAAGUUGGUCCACUAGCAAUUGUGCCAGAUACUUCAAUACUGGAAGAGACGCAAAGCAAAACCCUCAGUCAUCAGUCAUGUAAGUCACAUUCUGAAAUUGAGAAAACCUACGUUGCAUCCAUCCCAGAACGUUCUUCACCAGAGGUAAUCAAAAUUAAAAACCACAGUGGUCAGCAAAGAGGGGACAAGAAAGGUACUGCCCUGGCAUCAGAGGUAGCUGUCUUACAAGAAGGAUCAGUGGGCAAAAGUAUUGACCUGCUUCCAUCAAAAUCACACGAUAAACUAUAUACCUCAUCUCUGGAGAAAGCUUCGUUCUCCGAAGUGUGCAGAAGUAAAUCUCACAAGCUACCUGGCAGCAGCCAAAGCCGACUGGAGAGUUCACAUUCUUCCAAGUCACUAGAACCCACAAAAUCCGCUGAAAUGAGGAACGAAAGCAGAGACCCAGAGAUCCCAAAGAGGAAAACAGCAGAGCAGCACAGCUUUGGAAUCUGUAAAGAGAAGAGAGCUAGAAUAGAUGAUGAUCAGCCUAACCGUAGUGCUUCAUCUACAAGUCCAUCUGAUAAAGAUCACCCCCCCAGAGAAGAACCCCGAGUUCCGCCCCUUAAGAUUCAACUCUCMAAAAUUGGACCACCCUUUAUCAUAAAGAGCCAACCUGUUUCCAAACCAGAACCUCGAGUUUCGCCAAGUACAUCAGUGAGCAGUGGGAGAAACACUGGGGCCAGAACCCUUGCAGAUAUCAAAGCAAGAGCUCAGCAAGCGAGAGCCCAAAGAGAAGCUGCGGCUGCGGCGGCCGUGGCGGCAGCUGCCAGCAUCGUCUCUGGAGCAAUGGGGACCCCCUGCGAAGGUGGCAAGACCAGAACCCUGGCACACAUCAAGGAGCAAACCAAGGCCAAGCUGUUUGCAAAGCAUCAAGCCCGAGCUCACUUACUGCAGACCAACAAAGAAACCAAGUCACAGUUCAGCUCAAAGGAAAGUACCUCGUCUCUAGAGAUACCAACUUCUACAGAUACAAAGAUUGAAGGCUCUACUGGUGUCAUUAUAGUUAAUCCUAACUGCAGGUCCCCCAGCAACAAAUCUGCCCAUCUUCGGGAGACUACCACUUUACUGCAGCAGUCACUUAACACAGCUACAUUGCCAGAAACUGCUACUGACAUAUCAGUGCACAGUUCUGAUGAAAAUAUACCUAUGCCACAGUUGUGUGAGAAAGUUAUUUCAUCUACCUCUACUGAAAGUAACAGUGUGCCAGUGCUUUAUAAUAAAAAUUCCGUCUCUGUGUCCGCUUGCAGCACUGCUAUGUCUGGAGCAAUUAAAGAACUUUCUUUUGCAAGUUCUGUUGAUAAAUCUUCUGUUUUAAUGUCUGUUGACAGUACAAACACAGCAGUUUCAGCUUGCAAUAUAAAUAUGCUGAAAUCCAUCCAAGGGGCUGAUGCUGCCUGCAUAGCCAUUGCACCAAAAUGUAUUGAUCACAGUAACGUACCAGGCUCCRUAGAGAGCACGGUCUUAUCCAACGCCAUGGAGGAGAAAAGGUUGCCACUACCRAGCAGCAAUGCGAGCAGUGCAGUCUCCAGUCAUUAUGCCACUGUGCCAGCUUCAUCCAUUGCAAGUAAUUUGCCAAAUCAUCUCUCUGGUAGUUCCGUACUGAUUCCCCCGGUGGGGACUACCAACAGAUUUUCUUCUGAUAAGAUAGCCAUAACUGGGUGCAAUGAGCAAAGUACUGUCCCAAUUCACACUACUGCUAGGUCAGCUUUAAGCUGCAGCGAGGCUGUUGCAGUGGCAGACUCCGUUGCAAGGCCACCCAUUUCGAUGUUUACUGGUAACAUGGUGACAAUAAGCUCUUAUGAUAAUGCUACUAAAUUAAAUGCCGAUCUCUUAGAAAAAAGCUCUGGAGCCCGAAACCGGAUAGAUCUCACGGGUAAAUCUCAGCCCGUGAGCUUUACACAAACUGCCAUGAAUAGAUCUAUACCUUGCAAAGUCAUUGUAGACCACACUACGAAUCUGAAUGCCAGCCUGUCACUGUCUUCUGCUAUUGAAAGUGCAGAGAGCAGCAUAGACCUGCAAAGCAGACCUGUGAGGGCAGAAGCUGCCUUACCAAGUAUAGCGUGUCCUCAGGUCUCCGUCAUAAGCAGGCCUGAAGCAGUUUCUAAUGAAAGCCUUGAGCACAGCUCCAGCUUUAUGACCACUGCAGCAAAGCAGGACAGCAAGAACUUGCAGGCAAGUUGCUCUAGUCUUCGCGAAGUGCCUCUUGCUCCUCAAGAUAAAUUAAUUGAGGUGGUUGCUUCCGGCCAAGGUUUUGUUGAGCAGCUAAGAGGUCCUUCAGCCUUUAAAAGUGAAGCAGAUGCUGCCUGUGCCGGUCAGUAUAGCACGAACAGUCGAAUUUGCUGGCAUGACGAAGAGGCAAUGAACACAGAUCAGCCAGUGGUCAGCAGCCAUCUUAGCUCCCAUAAGCAUAAAGAAUACGCUGAGCAAAACUGUUUGAAAAAUGUCAAAACGGAACCUUCCAGUUACACACAAAUGUCUGACCUGCAGUCCAGGGGUCUGUUGACGAGCAUGGCCGUUCCUGUUAAAUCAGAAGCUAAUGAGCCUGACAAGUGCUUCAGGAUGGACACCGAGGACUUUGCGGGGCCCGAAAUGGCAGCCCGGCCCGCACAAAUAGCCACAAGCGCACAGCCAGCGCAGGCCCCCAAGACAUCCAUUCCCGAUGCCAUGGAGGACCCUCUGUCGCUGAGCACGGACACCCUGAAGCGGGUGUCGAGCGCGGGGGGCUCCGGCUGCCGCUUGUCCUCCGUGGAGGCCAACAACCCCCUGGUGACGCAGCUCCUGCAGGGCAACCUGCCUCUGGAGAAAGUGCUGCCGCAGCCCAGGGCUGGGGCCAAGCUGGAAAUCAACAGGCUCCCCUUGCCUUUGCAAACUACCUCAGUAUGUAAAGCGGCAGCGUCCGACAGAAAUAUCGUGGAGCAUCCUUCCAGCUCUCCCGGUGCGGAUGGCAAAGGAUUUACGGCGAGCGGCAUAGCCCCGCUGCAAAUCAGGAAGCGCGAAAACCACCCGAAAAAGAGGAUGGCCAGGACUGUAGGGGAGCACGCUCAGAUCAAAUGUGAGCCUGGGAAGGUGUCAAUGGACACAGAUGUCAAAGUGGCUCCCUGUGUGAUUAGUUCCAGCAUGAAUCAGCUGGGGCCCGGCCAGCCGUUCAAGCAGGAGUGGCUGAGCAAGCACGCGGUUCAGAGCCGCGUCGCGCACAGCCCCGAGAUCAAGCAGCAGAAGAGGCCGCUGCCUUCGUGCAGUUUCCAGCAGGGCUUGUUUCACGUCGAUAAAAACGGCAGCUUUCAUGCAGAAGCUAAUACCUCACAUAGACAGCAUUUUUACCAAAUGUCCAUGGCUGCAAGAGGCCCCAUUCCGACGGCAGCUUUGUUGCAAACUCCUUCAAAAGGCCCCCCCGGCUGCAAUGCCUUUGCUUUCAGCAGACACCUGGAACAGAAGGGCUUGGGAGACGUGAAUAUUUCUACAGCCGCGCACCAGCUGAGGCUCGGGAGCGUGUUUUCCCCUAAUCUUCAGAUUAAGGAGGGUGAUGACGUCGCCAGUGCCUCUCAGACUCUGCAGAAUAAAACCCUCGUGCAUCCGCCCCCUCCCCCGCCGCCCCUGCCGCCCCCUCCCCCUCCUCACCCAAAUGCCGAAGUCCCCCCUGAUCAAAAACAACCGGCAGUUACCAUGGAAACCACUAAAAGACUUGGUUGGCCUCCGCCAGCAAGCAUCUGUAGCAAUAUAAAAUCGGAACCUAUUUCCUUUGAGGAAGGUUUAAGCAGCAGCUGCGAACUGGGCAUGAAACAAGCCUCCUAUGAUCAGGGCGAAGUGAAGGAGCAGCUGAAGGCGUUUGCGUUGAAAAACGCAGAUUUCUCUUCCUAUUUGCUGUCCGAGCCGCAGAAGCCUUUCCCCCAGCUCGCUGCCCAGAAGGCGCAGGCGCAGCACCCCCAGCAGCAGCAGCAGCUCUGUGGGAACUACCCGACCAUACACUUUGGUAGUAGCACAAGCUUCAAAAGGGCCGCGUCUGCCAUCGAGAAGUCCAUUGGGAUUUUGGGGAGCGGCUCGAGCGCCGCCGCGGGCCUCCCUGGCCAGAGCGCCCCGAUGCCCGUGCAGAAAUUUGCUGACAGCAGCAACGCGGACGAGCUGGAAUUGAAGUGCUCCUGCAGGCUGAAAGCCAUGAUCGUGUGCAAGGGCUGCGGCGCCUUCUGCCACGACGACUGCAUAGGGCCCUCCAAACUGUGCGUAGCUUGCUUGGUUGUGCGGUAGAAGCUGG